Aspergillus homomorphus CBS 101889 is the source of this 1087-nucleotide messenger RNA. Its product is annotated as class I SAM-dependent methyltransferase. The record is from RefSeq and is a predicted model, not a curated record. NCBI's taxonomy places the organism in Eukaryota, Fungi, Ascomycota, Eurotiomycetes, Eurotiales, Aspergillaceae. The transcript has 2 exons. The coding region runs from base 1 to 813 and encodes 270 amino acids.
AUGACAACAGGCAAAAAAGCGAUUCCUCCAUGGAAAGAGCACGUUGACCUCGGCAGACUCCUGAACGAGGGCGCAGGCAAGUUCUUAGAAGAAUACGUUCAUUUAUCCGCCGACGAGCUAGAGAACCAUGUCAGAGACAUAGCGAACCAGGGAUGGAGCAUCAAAGCGUACCCCUGCUUUGCCAAGUUCCUCUUCCUGCAAUUCGACCUCACGCACUCGCCCGCCUACGAGGCCAUCAUCCGCCACACCCAGGCCGGGGGCCUAUUCCUCGACCUCGGCUGCGGCCUCGGGCAGGAUAUCAGGCGUCUGGCCUAUGACGGCGCUCCGGGAGACCGACUGAUCGGGCUGGAUUUGGUCCCCGAGUUCGUGUAUCUAGGCUAUCAGCUCUUCCGGGACGAUGCGACGCUGCAGUCCCGGUUCCUGGUCCAGGAUUUCUUCGAGGAUACCCCCAGCAUGAGGCUCUUCGCGAAGAAAAUCAUGGCCAUCAACUCCGGGUUCUUCAUGCACCUGUGGAGCUGGAAGAAGCAGCUGCAGGCUGCGGAGCGGAUGAUCCAGUUGUUGGCGCCGGAAAAGGGCGCCAUCGUCUCGGGCAUUCAUUUUGGGAGCCAUGCCCCCGGAGUCUGGGACGGUGCCAUUGAUGGCUUCGAGGACAUGUUCCUACACGCCCCCGAAACCUUGGCCAGGCUGUGGGAGGAGGCUGCCGCUGAGACAGGUUCCAGGCUGAAGGUGAUAUGUGUUGUAGAGGAGGCGGACUUUUGUAAGAGUCUGGAUCGGGAGGGUUGUCUGCUGCGCUGGGUUGUUGAGCGGCUGUGAUUGUUUCUCUGAUUGUGUGGGUUGUGGCUUGGUUUUGAGGUUGAGGGGCUACAAGACCGUGCCCCUCUGGCAUUGGUUUCACUUAAGUCUUGGGACCGGAUCAGUGCUCAUGGCUGUGUGAAAUGCUUCAUGUUUUGUAUAUGACCACUGCAACUCGUGCUCAUGGUGGUCGACACCAGGCUGCGAUAGGGAUUCAUUAUAGUUUGAGCCAAGGAAGUCAUUGAGCGCAUCUAGAAGCUGAAGCUAGAGAAAUACAUAUUCUGAUGUAAAAUUG